Molecule: messenger RNA, 1098 nt
Organism: Exophiala bonariae
Lineage: Eukaryota; Fungi; Ascomycota; Eurotiomycetes; Chaetothyriales; Herpotrichiellaceae
Exons: 4
Coding region: 1-1098 (365 amino acids)
Biological process (GO): transmembrane transport
Cellular component (GO): membrane
Molecular function (GO): transmembrane transporter activity
Source: RefSeq, a predicted model, not a curated record
AUGAUCCUCAGUCGCACCCGACCCUCAAUCUAUGUCUCAACACUAGUUGUUUUAUGGGGGGCCGUAGCCGCUUCCAUGGCUGCAGUUCAGACACCAACACAGCUGAUUCUGAUUCGAUUCGUUCUUGGGGUCUUUGAGGCUGGAUUUAGUCCCGCAGUGCUCUUCAUGAUAUCAACUUGGUACCGUAAGAGUGAACAUUCAAAGCGCUUUCUAUGCUAUCUGAGCGCUGGAAUUCUCUCUGGCGCUUUUGGUGGCAUCAUUGCAGGAGCAAUUAGUGCUGGUCUCGAUGGCACCCAUGGUAUUGCUGGAUGGCGAUGGCUCUUCAUCGUUGAGGGCAUUCUAACCGUAAGCGUCGGGCUCAUGGCCCCAUUCUUCCUUCUGGACUAUCCAACGAAUUGUCGCAAAUUCACCCCUGCCGAGCGAGAAAUCGCGUGCGCACGACUCAGAGCCGAUAAUAUCAGUCAUACGGCAGAAAAUGGCCGCGUAGGUCAUUGGCGGACGCUAUGGAAUUGCAUUAUGAGCUGGAGGAUUUGGCUGCUCGCAAUUCCUUACAUGAGUGUCAUUGGAGCCUUUAGCUUCUCUUACUUCUACCCGAUGUUAGUGAAAGGCCUGGGCUACACGGAUGUCACUGCACAGUUCAUGACGGCGCCGCUCUACGUGGUUGCCUUCGUCGUUGCUUUGCCUACUGCGGUCCUCGUGGAUAAAGCUCCAGCGUAUCGCGGUCUUGUCUGCUGCGGAUUACUUUGCUUUGGUUCACUCUUUGCCGGACUCGCAGCAGGAAUCCUUGCUUAUACUCCGCGAUACGUUUUCCUCUGCUUCAUCACAGCGGCGGUGUGGACCACUUCACCAGUCGCACUGGGUUUUGCGUCGGACAUUCUGUCAAACAUUGACCCCGAGCAGAGAGCUGUUGCUCUUGCUCUGAUCAAUUCAAUGGCAAACUCAGCGACUAUUUACGCUUCUCUGCUGUAUCCUUCGACUGAUGCGCCGGCGUACUUGAAAGGCUUCGUGACAUGGACUGUCCUGUUAGCUUUUGGUGCCACCCUUUAUGUCGUGGCUUGGGUCCUUUUCCGAAGACAUCCAGUCAGGAAAAUCGUUUGA